This is a messenger RNA of Phragmites australis (common reed), 2176 nucleotides long. RefSeq names its product protein indeterminate-domain 16-like. The record is from RefSeq and is a predicted model, not a curated record. The transcript is spliced from 3 exons. NCBI's taxonomy places the organism in Eukaryota, Viridiplantae, Streptophyta, Magnoliopsida, Poales, Poaceae. Gene Ontology annotation, cellular component: nucleus. The coding region runs from base 469 to 1926 and encodes 485 amino acids. Gene Ontology annotation, molecular function: DNA-binding transcription factor activity.
CCCCCCCCCCCCGGGCAUGAUACAAUCCUAAAGAAAGCUGCUGAACCUAAAGCUGGUAGAAAGCUGCCUCCCCUCUCCCCUUUGGUGUUGUCUGUGCAGCAGCAAAGCCAAAAAAACAACACUGCUCCAAGGAUUCCUCCCCCUCUCUCUCAAAAUUCGUAGCUGUACUCACAUCUCUCCCCCUUGUAUUUAUUCAUCCCUGUCUCUCAUCUGGCCAGCUCAUAUAUCCCAGUGAUCUCCCUCCCUCCCCUCCCGGCCGGCCGCUUAUAUAGAGAUAUCUCAAUUCCAUUGGCCCAGUCCCAUCGCGCGCCCUGCAGGCUUGUGAUCACAAGCAAGAACAUACAUAGAUUUGCGGGAGAGGAGAGAGGGGAGCAAUUAUUUGCUUUGAUUUGGUUGAGGUGGCAUUACGGAUUGAUCUAGCAGCAAGAGGUACAAGUGCCGGUGUAAGUGCAGCGCCUGAGUGCCACCAUGUUGAGUUCUUUCGCUCCGACGGCCGUGACGCCUCCGGAGGGGGCCGCAGCGCCAGCGGAGCCGUUCCGGUCGCUGCAGAUUGCCACGGCCAGCACCGCCGGAGCCAAGAAGAAGCGGCGGCCAGCCGGCACUCCUGACCCUGACGCGGAGGUGGUGUCACUGUCUCCGCGGACGCUGCUGGAGUCGGACCGGUACGUGUGCGAGAUCUGCGGGCAGGGGUUCCAGCGCGACCAGAACCUGCAGAUGCACCGGCGGCGGCACAAGGUGCCAUGGAAGCUGCUGAAGCGGGAGGCCGGGGAGGCGGCACGGAAGCGGGUGUUCGUGUGCCCGGAGCCGAGCUGCCUGCACCACGACCCCUCCCACGCCCUCGGCGACCUCGUCGGCAUCAAGAAGCACUUCCGGCGCAAGCACAGCGGCCACCGGCAAUGGGCCUGCGCCCGCUGCUCCAAGGCCUACGCCGUCCACUCCGACUAUAAGGCCCACCUCAAGACCUGCGGCACCCGCGGCCACACCUGCGACUGCGGCCGCGUCUUCUCCCGGGUGGAGAGCUUUAUCGAGCACCAGGACACGUGCAACGCCGCCCGGCCGCGGGCCGAGACGUCGUCGUCGCCGGCUAGCGGUGGAGGUGGGGCGGCCGGCGCCUCCACGUCGCAGCAGCAACGGCAGUUACAUGCCGCGGCCGCGCUGUCGCGGACAGCUUCCAGCGCGAGCCCGUCCAGUGGCGGUGACCUCGUGGCGAGCCCGGCCGCCUGGCCUGGCCCGGCGAUGGCGAGCCCCACGGCAGCCGCUGCGUACCACCGGUUCGAUCCGGCCGCGCUCUCGCCUCUGACGCUGUCGGACCGUGCAGGCGUCCACAACCUGGAGUUGCAGCUCAUGCCACCGCGCGGCAGCUGCGCGGGGGGAGGCGCUGCUUCUGCUGCCGUCGGGCGCUGCGCUUCGCCGCACUCGCCUGAUGCCGUUCCUUCGCUGGGCGCCGACCCGAUGCGGCUGCAGCUGUCCAUUGGGUUCGGAGGCCCACGCGAGGACAACGUGCUGGCGCCGUCGGCCGCGGCGGCGACGAAGCUGAAGGAUGAGGCCCGUGAGCAGCUGCGGCUGGCGAUGGCUGAGAAGGCGGCGGCGGACGAGGCUCAGGCGCAUGCGAGGCGGCUGGCGGAGCUGGCCGAGCAGGAGCUGGCUAGCGCCCGGCGCAUGCGGCAGCAGGCGCAGGUGGAGCUCGGCCGCGCCCACGCGCUCCGCGACCACGCCGUGCGCCAGGUCGACGCCACGCUGCUGCAGGUCACCUGCUACAGCUGCCGCCACAAGUUCCGAGCGAGGGCGGCCGCCAUGAGCUCCGAGGUGGCCAGCUACGUCUCGUCCGUCGUCACCGAAGGCGGAGACGCCGAAGUCGACAACGACGAACACCACCAGCUCAACGCCGACGACGUGCCAAGCCAUGCUAGGAAGGACAUCAAUUAGACAGCAGCUAGCGCCAUGCCGAUCAUUUUUUUUGUUCAGCUUGCCCUCCCCUCUUGGUUUUGUUUUAGCAAUGGAGCUGCUGUGAUGUGCUGCAUGGUGGUGUAAUUAGAUGCGGUGAUGAUAUCAAUAGCUCUAGACUCCCAUGGCUGCAGGGCAGGCGAAGCUAAGAGGGGGGCCUAAUCUAAUUGUGACAUGCAUGGAAUCUUUCGGUUGUUUGCUUGCUGUUGGAUUUUUCUGUAAUAACAUUUUG